GCUGUGUUUAUAUUUUUUUUUCAGAUGGACCCUAAUAGAAUUUCAAAAGAAGAUGCACACUGUGUCAGAACAUUUCUAAGAGCUCAAGGAAGUAUGCAAGAGUCACCGUUUGAAAGUCAAGAAGCAAAGUUAAUGCCUGACUCAUGUGGAAGUAUGAAACAGGCUCUCCAAAACGCUGUGCGGAAUGAAGUACAGAAUGUCUUAAAAAGAGAACCACCAAGACCAGAAAAAGCUACAAUGCAAGGCUUAGGAAUGGAUCUAUACCAGAGAAGUAAACCUGAGAAGCAACCUUUUGCCCAUCUUAUUAUUGAUGAUAAGAAUAUUCCAUCUGGAACGCGCAAAGUGAACCUCACAUCUUGGCAUCAUAACAAGGGCCAGGCAAACUUAUCAAACAUGACAUUCCGUGAUGGAAAACUAACUGUUAAUCAGGAUGGAUUUUACUAUCUUUAUGCCAACAUUUGUUUUAGACAUCAUGAAACGUCAGGAAACCUGACUAAAAGAGGGCUUCAGCUAAUGGUGUAUAUGACAAAGACAAACCUUAAAAUAAGACGCUCUGAUGUCUUGAUGAAGGGAGGAAGCACCAAAUACUGGUCGGGGAAUUCAGAAUUUCACUUUUACUCUGUAAACAUAGGAGGUUUUUUUAAGUUAAAAACUGGUGAAGUGAUAAGUAUCCAGGUAUCCAACCCAUUGCUCUUGGAUUCCUCCCAGGAAGCAACUUAUUUUGGGGCAUUUAAAGUAAGAGAUUUAGACUGAAUCCUUCAGUCUUUAAUGUGUAGUAAUAUUUUUACCCUGGAACUUCU
Messenger RNA from Tinamus guttatus (white-throated tinamou), 800 nucleotides. RefSeq names its product TNF superfamily member 11 (gene TNFSF11). Gene Ontology annotation, biological process: immune response. Gene Ontology annotation, cellular component: membrane. Lineage: Eukaryota; Metazoa; Chordata; Aves; Tinamiformes; Tinamidae. The record is from RefSeq and is a predicted model, not a curated record. Gene Ontology annotation, molecular function: tumor necrosis factor receptor binding.